Molecule: messenger RNA, 2259 nt
Organism: Arachis duranensis
Lineage: Eukaryota; Viridiplantae; Streptophyta; Magnoliopsida; Fabales; Fabaceae
Product: probable leucine-rich repeat receptor-like protein kinase At2g33170
Exons: 2
Coding region: 44-1258 (404 amino acids)
Cellular component (GO): plasma membrane
Molecular function (GO): protein binding
Source: RefSeq, a predicted model, not a curated record
GUGUACAGCAUACAGCACAACUCAGUGAAAAUUAGAUACACACAUGGAAGACUCAGGUUGCAAUUUACUAACACUAAUGAGGCAUAUCUUUGUUGCCACUUUGUUUCUAUUAGUCCUCCUAACUGUUAUGAGUGCCAACACCAUGGUGGCAGCAUGGAAUUCCUCGUCCUUGAACGAGGAACAAAGGGCCUUGCUCCAUAUCGGGUGGACGGAAGGUCGCAACAUCUCAAAACAUUGUAACUGGACUGGUAUUGUGUGCAAUGAAGCUGCAAGUGUCAUAGAGAUUUCAACAAGGCGUUAUUUUGUUAUCCCUCCAUCUGAAUUGAGGAACUUCAAUUUUACUGCAUUCCCCAAUUUGAUCCGUCUAGAACUGAGUGGCAUGAGACUCAAGGGAAUUAUUCCUACUGAAAUAAGCACUCUUACAAAGCUUAUGUACCUUGAUCUUUCCUGUAACUAUCUUGAAAGUGGGUUACCUACCUCAAUCUCAAAUCUCACUCAACUUAUAACACUUAAUGUUUCUAACAACUUUCUCAGUGGUGUUAUUCCAUCUACUUUUGGGCACCUCAAGUAUUUGGUUGAACUCUCCCUAGACUCGAACCAACUUCAACAUCCCAUUCCUAAAGACUUAGGGAACUUGAAGCAUUUGUCUCUUUCAAAUAACUCAUUCAAUUGUUCAAUCCCUCCCUCUAUGGGGCAAUUGGAUAAAUUGAAAUUUCUCUCCCUUGGUUCGAACCAUAUCGAAGGUCCCAUCCCCAUAGAACUAGAGCACUUGGUCAAUCUGGAAGUUUUAGACCUUUCUCACAACAAGAUUUCUGGUGUUAUACCAUCUUGCAUUGGACAACUCUCUAGACUUUCAAUACUAGAUGUUUCCAACAAUAGACUUGAGGGACCAAUUCCAUUUGGUAUUCUAAAUCAUUGCAAUUAUGUGCAACUAAGUAAUAAUUCUAUAAGUGGAUCCCUUCCUUCUCAAAUUGGCAAUCUUUCUUAUCUUGACCUUAGUUACAAUAACCUCUCUGGAAACAUACCUGUGGGAAUCUAUUCUGUAUCCUACCUCAACAUCUCUUACAAUUCCUUUGAUUCGGAUCACCAACUUUGUGAUUUUCUGAAAGACUCAUUGAUUGGUAAUAAUCCCCCUUGCUAUUCUGCAACUCAUGAUCACUCAAGUCCUAUUCUUGCGGUAAUCAGUGUCCAUCUUAUAUGGCAUAUGCAUUUCAAUAGUAUUUGUAUGCCUAGAUUUCUGGUGUCCAUUCCAAAAUGAGUCCAAAGAUGAUAAUCAAAGGAACAAUGGAGAUUUCGUUUCAAUUUGGAACUAUGAUGGUAAAAUUGCAUUUAAAGACAUAAUUAAAGCCACAGAAGACUUUGAUAUAAGGUAUUGCAUUGGAACAGGUGCUAAUGGAAGUGUCUACAAAGCACAGCUUCCUAGUGGCAGAAAUGUUGCACUAAAGAAGCUUCACAAUACGGAGUCUGAAAAUCCAUCAUUUUACAAGAGUUUUAGCAAUGAGGUCUAGGUCUUGACAGAAAUCCGCCACUGCAACAUCAUUAGGCUUUAUGGUUUCUGUUUGCACAACGGCUGUAUGUUUUUGGUGUAUGAGUAUAUGGAAAAGGAAAGCUUGUUCUAUAACCUAGCCAUUGAUGAAGAAGCUCAAGAGCUGAACUGGAGUAAGAGGGUAAACAUUAUCAAAGGGACUGCACUUGUUCUCACUCAUAUGCACCAUCAUUGCACUCCACCCAUUGUCCAUCGAGAUGUAACUAGUACCAAUGUUUUGUUGAGUUCAAAUUUAGAGGCUUGUCUAUCAGAUUUUGGUACAGCUAAACUACUUUCUUCUGAUUCAUCUAAUCAAACUCUAUUAGCUGGCACUCCUGGAUACAUUGCUCCAGAGAUGGCUUAUAACAUCAAUGUGACAACAAAAUGUGAUGUUUAUGGUUUUGGUGUGGUGACUUUGGAAACAAUAAUGGGCGAACACCCUAAGGAACUAAUUUCCAAUGUGUCAAAACCAUCUGGUCCAAAGAUCAUGCUCAAAGAUAUACUGGAUUCACGUAUUCAAUUGCCUUUUCUUCGAAAAGACAUGCAGGAUAUUGUACUUGUUGUAACAUUAGCAUUAGCAUGCUUGCAUCCCAACCCAACAUCAAGACCUUCAAUGCAGAACAUAGCUAAUGAGCUUUUGUUUUCAAACUCGCCAUUGCUUUGGCAUUUUGAUGGCAUUUCAAUCCACCAACUUGUGAAUCAAGAAAUAUAUGCAAUAGGUAAAACUUAGGAGA